CAGAAUUAUGUUACUGUAACACACCCACCCCAACCGCAGGAGCAGUGUCUCCCAAACACAUUUAUGCAUUCUGACCAUUGCCAGUGCUGGUAAAACACUCAUGAGCACAGCUCCAAUAUAUGGAGCAGAACAAACAGCCACUGCACCCACUGUGUUUUGUUACAGACUCAAAGGGGAACAUUCUGCUACAUUCUACUUGGGCGACGGAGGGCAGGAACCAAGGCAUAAGCACUAGCACAGCACUCUAGUAGCCCUACUCUAUCUUCCUUUCCUCCCUCUCACAACCAGCUAUUGUGUAUAUAGGUUCAGGGAAAAUGUGUUCCCACUGGUGACUAUUGUUCAUUAUUCUUUAUGAGGUCCAUCUGCCUCAGUCUCUGCAGGUUAAUUAUCCACAUGGGGUAAAUCCAACCUCAUGACUGGUAGCAGUAACCAGGAUGUUUGUUGCUGUUCCUCUUUGGGGUUGUAACCUACUUUUCCAGGCAGGUUCCUGCACCCUUGACAACUGAACACCCAUACUGCUAGACAAGAGGUGAUGAUGUUCCUGACUUUGAGUUGGAGCCACGAGGGACAUUUCACCUGUCGAACAUUUUUGCUCAAUGUUGAACCACUCCCUAAGGCUAGAUUGACUACCUGUAAACCCCACAUCUGUGUCUCUCCCCUUUUGGAAUUUUCUGCAUCCAGACACCUAAAUAAAGGCAAUGGGGUUUUGAUAUGUGUUGUUUCUUUGUCGGUAAAGAAUCGUAGGGAGGGAAUAUCUUUCCCCCCAGCCAACAUGAUAUGAUUUUGUUUCAGGACAGGACAAAGGGAAAUGGGCAGGGAAUUUGAUAGGGGCUUAUUGGGGACUUGAGACAAAUGGUCAUUUUUCAGCAAUGAUUUGUCAGUUUUAAAGAAUGGCUUGCUCUUUGCCUGUUGCAUUUGUUUCCCUCCAUUUUCACCAAGAACAGAAAGGAAUCCUCUAAAUUUGUUUGGCUCACUUUCUUCUAAUGGCACAGCAGGCUAUGUCAAAAACCCCAGGGGCGCACAUGCAAUUUCCCCCUGUCUUAUUCCUUUCCUCCCUCUUCUUCAUAGCCAAUAGUUCUAGUGGGACACUAUUAAAUAUGAAAAUGUUAGAAGGAGAGCAAAUGGGAUGAUUAAAAACAACUGUUCAGCUCUGAGGAAUACCUAUACACCAAUUUACCUUGGCAGCAAGAAGAACUGCUGUGGCUGGCAAGACAAGCAGGGUGAAGUAAUUCUGUGUGUGCACGCAUGGUGGAGAGAGGGAGAUCUGGGGUUUUACAAUGAAAAUAGGCUUGGAGAAUUAAACGUGCAUGUUCAAAGCAAGGGUCAAGAACCUGUGCCCCCCUCAGAUGUUGCUGGAUUACAUCAUCCAUGAUUAUUGAUUAUCAACCCAAGCCAGGUUAUUAACUGGCUGGAGUUGAUGGAAACAAACUCACUGAGCCGGCAGAGGGUGCAAGGUCAGAAUCACCAUUCAAAACUACACACAUACAAAUAUUUAGUAAUAGACACAAGUACAAUGACCCCUGGUCAUUAUAAUAAUAAAAAGUUGGCAAAUAGUGCUUGGAAGGCAGACCUUUCGGUAUAGCAGUGUUCUUGUGUUUCAUGUACCGUUCAUAUCAGUGAAAAUAUAUUUUGCACAGCGUACACUACCCCACUCCAUUACUUCCUUGCUGCUUCUGUAAGCUGAAAAAUAUGUAUGUACUUUAGACAGGAACUCGGGUGAAUCUCCACUGAUCUUCCGAUGACAUCAUGUUAGCUGUGUCUUCAACCCUUUAAAUUCUUUUGUUGCACAACAAAAGAAAAAGAGUAAUUUCCAUUCCUGCUCGGUGUAGGCAUUGUUCACCCUGAUCCUAAACAUAUUACUUAGAAGCAAGUUGCAUCAGUUUCAGUGGUAUAUACUGCCAUGAAGAUAAAGUUGAAGAUGAAUUGGAAAUGACCACAGUAUGUUACCGGCCAGAAGGACUAGAACAACUUGAGGCACAAACCAAUUUCACAAAGAAGGAACUUCAAGUGCUUUACAGAGGAUUCAAAAACGAAUGUCCUAGUGGAGCUGUUAAUGAAGAGACGUUCAAACAGAUCUAUGCACAGUUUUUCCCACAUGGGGAUGCUAGUAUGUAUGCCCAUUAUCUCUUUAAUGCAUUUGAUACAGCACAGAAUGGAUCUGUGAAAUUUGAGGAUUUUGUGAUGGCACUAUCCAUUCUGUUGAGAGGAACAGUUCACGAAAAGCUACGAUGGACAUUUAAUCUGUAUGACAUAAAUAAAGAUGGCUAUAUAAACAAGGAGGAAAUGAUGGAUAUAGUAAAGGCAAUUUAUGAUAUGAUGGGCAAAUACACCUACCCAGUACUGAAAGAUGACGCUCCAAGGCAGCACGUAGAAGUUUUUUUCCAGAAAAUGGAUAAAAAUAAGGAUGGUGUCGUUACUCUGGAUGAGUUUAUUGAGUCAUGUCAGGAGGAUGACAAUAUCAUGAGAUCCUUACAGCUUUUUGAAAAUGUCAUGUAACAGCAGCUGAAGAACAGCAUAGGAAUCUGAGACUUUAUAUGUAAUGAGACCCUGAAGAAAAUGAGUCAAGAUUUUUCUCCCUGCCACCUUUUUUGAUGAAAGCUUUUUACUACUUGGACAUACUCAGCGUGCAAGGAUUUUAUAUGCCAUCGCAAACUGAGCUGUGUCUCUGAAUGCAACAAACUCCAUCUCGCCUCCCUCAAGAGACACUGAUUAGAAUUUAUUUCAUUUGGAAGCAUGCUAAUAAAACCUGACCAGAGAGA
Podarcis raffonei (Aeolian wall lizard) is the source of this 2759-nucleotide messenger RNA. RefSeq names its product potassium voltage-gated channel interacting protein 1 (gene KCNIP1). Gene Ontology annotation, cellular component: voltage-gated potassium channel complex. The transcript is spliced from 8 exons. The record is from RefSeq and is a predicted model, not a curated record. Gene Ontology annotation, biological process: regulation of potassium ion transmembrane transport. Gene Ontology annotation, molecular function: calcium ion binding; transmembrane transporter binding; potassium channel regulator activity. The coding region runs from base 1930 to 2496 and encodes 188 amino acids. NCBI's taxonomy places the organism in Eukaryota, Metazoa, Chordata, Lepidosauria, Squamata, Lacertidae.